UCCGUUUACGAAUAUAUUUUAUUUUUUAGUUUUACUGUGAGCACGAUUACGAAGAUGCGUACGUUCGAGAAACCAAUGGAUAUAUUAUCCAACUACAGCGACGAAUUGGUUGUCGAUCCCGAGGAUGUUGUAAUGACGUCCCCAGAAGAAUCGGAAAGGGAGACGGCCUGGUACGAGCACAUUUCCAAGCGUUAUGAUGGGCGCACUUUGUUCGCGGGCCACACACCACGUUACAUCACUCCACAGCGAUUGGCUGAAGCCAUUCCCAAGCGUUCGGAACAGCUCGAUGAAACUAUUUGGGAGCAUGAUGUAACGAUGAGCGAUUUGAAUGAAGCCAUUCCCAAGCGUUCGGAACCGCUCGAUGAAACUAUUUGGGAGCGUGAUGUCACAAUGACCGAUUUUUCUGAUGAACAUGAACACGAGAGCUCCCCUCAAUGCCGUCAUCCCUAAAGAGGAGCCGCAUCUGAACCCUCAAUGAAGUGCAAGCUUUUGACCUACAUACUCGUACUACUUAGUCGAUUUAGUCUAAAACAAAUAUAUAAUUGGAAACAACAGAUAGACAAAAGAUAGACCCAACAAAAUUUUGGUGUGUUGCGAAGAAUCUGGCAUACAUGAAUUUUUAAUUUACUGAACUGGAAUUGGAAGAGGUCCUAAAUAAUCAAAUUUUAAAUUAUCGUGUGAUAACAAAAAAAUAAAUACCAAAACCGAGAGACUUUA
Messenger RNA from Scaptodrosophila lebanonensis, 717 nucleotides. RefSeq lists its product as uncharacterized. The transcript has 3 exons. The record is from RefSeq and is a predicted model, not a curated record. Lineage: Eukaryota; Metazoa; Arthropoda; Insecta; Diptera; Drosophilidae. Bases 55 to 450 code for a protein of 131 amino acids.